AAAUACAAAAAGCUCACAAUUAAAUUCGAAAAAAAAAUUAAAAAGAGAAAAAACAGAGGUGGGCGGUUUCAAGACGGUGUCGUGUCGUCGGAGAUCGGGGUUGUAGGGUGGUGAGGGUGGAGUUUUUGGGAUUUUGGGGAGAUGAGGUUUUUGAGGAGAAUAGCUGGAUUUCUAGGGUUUGUCAAGGAAGAUGGCCAUGAAGUUAAGGAUGAAGAAGACGACGACGACGCUGCUAACAAUACUUCUUCUCAAGCUCGGAAUCGGACCCAUUUCAAAGAAAGUGGGCUUCCACGAAAAGGGUUCAGUGUACCGGUCCAGGUCGCUGUCGACCGAUCUCUGCCGGGCCCAAUUCUCGCUCCUUCUGAUUCUGGCGAUGGUGGUGUUCAGGGUCUCAAAUGGUAUGCAAAGCGAUUAAGGAUAGAUGAAGAUGGAGAUGUAGCCGACGAGUUCAUUGAUGAAGUCACCCGGGAGUCAUUGUCGAUGAGCACAGAACACGACAGGAAGCCAUUGCCAAGGUUCCAAGCAAAAUAUGGCACCAGACCUGCUAAAGUUCAGAAACAGGUCGUAUUGCCUGAUGGCAGACUCCAACAAUACGUGGAGCACCAGGGUAGACUCCAAUUGGUAUGACAACAAUUAAUCCCAUGACAAAAAUGAAAAAAAAAAACAAAACAAAACAAAAAAAGUUUCCAGCAUGAUUGCCUGUCUCCAAUUUUUCUUGGCAAUGGUUCCAUUGCCAUGUGUUUGUCUCUGUUUUGUGCUGGUGUAACUUGCUCUUGCCCCAAUAUUUGUAUUAAAAAACACAUAACAGUGUUGAUAAGCCUGUUUUCUGGGAUUAGUAAUUGAUUCCUUUUGCUGA
Molecule: messenger RNA, 856 nt
Organism: Humulus lupulus (European hop)
Lineage: Eukaryota; Viridiplantae; Streptophyta; Magnoliopsida; Rosales; Cannabaceae
Exons: 2
Coding region: 142-627 (161 amino acids)
Source: RefSeq, a predicted model, not a curated record